Molecule: messenger RNA, 828 nt
Organism: Puntigrus tetrazona (Sumatra barb)
Lineage: Eukaryota; Metazoa; Chordata; Actinopteri; Cypriniformes; Cyprinidae
Gene: pebp1
Product: phosphatidylethanolamine binding protein 1
Exons: 4
Coding region: 77-640 (187 amino acids)
Biological process (GO): negative regulation of MAPK cascade
Source: RefSeq, a predicted model, not a curated record
AAUAAAACAACUGUAGGGGGAGACAGAAGCUCCACUUUUCAGCCGCGUUGACAUCUCGCAAGAGCAUUGAGUCAUCAUGCCUGUAGAUAUUAAUGAAUGGACGGGUUCUCUUGCGCUUACAGAGGUGGAGGAACAGCCGGCCAAGCCUCUAACUGUCAGAUAUGGCUCUUUGGAAAUCGACGCUCUGGGGAAAGUGUUCACUCCCACUCAGGUUCAGGGUCGGCCCGCGUCCAUCGACUGGGACGGAUGUGACCCCGGGAAGCUGUACACGCUGGCCAUGACCGAUCCAGAUGCACCCAGCCGAAAAGAGCCCAAGUUUCGGGAAUGGCAUCACUUCCUCGUCGUCAACAUGAAAGGAAAUGACAUCACCAGUGGAUGUGUCAUGUCUGACUAUGUCGGUGCGGGACCUCCGAAGGGAACAGGCCUCCAUCGUUACGUGUGGCUGGUCUAUGAACAGUCAGAGAGCAUCAGCUGCAGCGAAGCGGUCCUCACCAACCGCUCCGGAGACAGCCGCGGGAAGUUCAAGAUCCAGAGCUUCCGCAAGAAGUACGGCCUCGGGGCUCCGGUCGCAGGCUCUUGCUUCCAGGCCGAGUGGGACGACUACGUGCCCAAACUUUACCAACAGCUUGCCGGCAAAUAGUGGACUUCUCACUGAUUAACUAAACCAUUCUUUGCUUUGUAGAAAAACCUUUGCCUUCAUUUAUUGUCACUUCAUCAGGAGACUGCCUUCAGUUUAAAAAAAAAAAAAAAAAAAAAAAAAAAAGACGAAUUUGUGUUGCGUUUGUGGAUGCACCUUUAAUUUCACGAAUAAAAACCAGACGCCUCUUG